Haemonchus placei is the source of this 396-nucleotide messenger RNA. NCBI's taxonomy places the organism in Eukaryota, Metazoa, Nematoda, Chromadorea, Rhabditida, Trichostrongylidae. The record is from the annotation of a GenBank genome assembly.
AUGAUACUGAAUGAGUACUUGGGCCAUGUAAGUAAACACAGAGCAGACUGGUAUGGAACAAGAGCGAGCGGUCGCGUCUCGGUCAAUAAUUUAUCACAACGACGGUGCCCUCCUCAAUCGUUUCGAAGUGGAACAAAAAGAUAUUAUCCGACAGGCCUGUACUCCCAUAUCGAAAUAUCACGGGAUAGUUCAAGGCUGCCUCUGAGUGAGGGACAUCGGCCCAACCGCUCAUCAAGCGAAAUACCAAUGAGGUGCACAAUUCAAAUUUGUCAGCUACUAAACUGCGGAAUAUUCGCCCCUUUGCCACGAGAAGUCGCGGAACAGUUGGCCCGGGAAGCACGAGGCGAACCGCUUCGCGACCACUCGCGGCACCAAGGUGAGGAUUGCGUAAUUUAG